UAACGACCUUUCAUUCGAUCAAUAUGCGACGUUUGGAAGACACCGUGUUAUUUCAUGUUGCAUCUUGAAUGCACACACUUCGGAAUUAGCUUCCGGGUGUACAAAAUGUUUGGAAUUAUUGUCUUUGUGUUACUAACGGCUAUUCUUAAUUCUAACGCGCGGGCCUGUGAUAUUGAAGACCUGACAAACUCUCUUCAGAACGCAACACACAACUGCGCGCCAAAUGUCACAUUUUGCCAGUCCAGCUGCACUUUCGGUUAUGCAAAGGAGGAUGGAAUGCAAGCAACGAAUCAUUCAUGCAAUGGAACUUCAUGGGUUCCGAGUGGAACACAUUGUCGACCUCUGUUGUCUCCCGUGAUGUGGACUUACCUUACCAUUGUAUACAGCACACUGGACCAGUUGGCCGAGUCCUGUCGGUAUGCCUUUAAUGUAACGUUACGCCAAGCGCUUGGUGACUUCCGGAACACUCUUCAGUCGUCAUGCGCAGACAUAAUAGAACCCGGAGCUAUUGAAAUUGAGAUGAUCGACAUUUCAACGUUGGCUUUUCAGGUAACCAGUGUUUUUAGAAUAACGUUCUCCGGAUCAGGUUCCGCAGAAUUGAGAAAUCUCUGUAUGAGAGUCAUCAAAGUCACAUCUGACGUAGAUCAGACCUAUCUCAAACCUUACGCCUCCAUAUCCUGUGGGACUGAGGUCAGUGGGGUCAGAAAGGACAGAACGACAAUCAGCGAGACUUCUGAGUACAGUUGCAUGAGAAUUACAGGAUCACAACUGGUGCAGAGUGCAGGGGAAUACGGCUGUGUAUCUUGCUCCCCUGGCAACUUCCUAAAUGUGACCAACUGUCAAGCAUGUCCCACUGAGCAGUAUCAACCAUUACCGGGUCAGCUGACCUGUGACACUUGUCCAACCGGGAAGAGCGUCACGGACGACAGACGAGGGUGCCGAGACUCUGUGUGCGUGUCGUCAUUCCUGUCACAGAAUGUUCCCGGUGUUUAUCUAUCAUGUGAUGCACAGACCCAAACUUGUCGCUCAUCUUGUCUAUCAGGAUACAUACAAGAUGAUGGAGGACAAUUCACGGAGUACAACUGCAGCAGCAGCAACGGGUGGACACCACCAAGUAAAACUUGUAUAAAAUAUGAGUUUUCAACGUACCACACAGACCUACAGUUGAUAUAUCUGACCACUGAUCAAGUAGCAAAUUCCUGUCUGAAAAGUUUCCAGUCUGUAACCUCAGCCAACACUGCGUCCUUUAAUACCACCAUAUCUGGAUCAUGUGACUUUGAUAAUACUGGCGGAGUGGAGAUAGAAAAUAUAACCAUCACAGCCCAAGCUUUUCAGAUAUUAUCUGUUUUUCACCUGAAGUUCUAUAAUGUUUGGUCAGUAAACAACUUGAACCUUUGCAUCAACAUUAUUUCGGCGAUUUUCCAAAACGAUAUUACAUACCUUCAUCCAUACACCAAGCUUCAGUGCAGUAAUGGGGAAACGAACGUUACGAAAUAUACUAUACAAAGAGUUGGGGACAGAAUCGACUGUCCAGAAGGGCGACAGAUUAUCAACUCCACACAAUCUUCUUUUUGUGUGCCCUGUUCACAUGGUACGUACCAGAGUGACUCCAUUUGCUUGCCUUGUCCAAAUGGAACUUACCAACCGCUAAUGGGGCAAAGCUUUUGUUAUAAGUGCUCUGAUUGGACAAAAGUCGACGAAAACCGAACCGAAUGCUUAGAAGUGACUACAACGAACAACAUUUCACUCGAAACUACAUCUCUGAAUACCUCACCAUCAACAGCGGAAGUGACGUCAGUAUUAAACGAUACUGAUCAGACAUCCACACAAUCUACGCCAAGAGACACACCAAACACAACGGAGAAAGUUACGACCACAGAGGGCGCUACAGGAACUACACAACAGAAUACUAGUAUUACAUCUAUAACGGCAGAUACAACAUUUCUGCCUUCCACAACAGCUAAUAUCCAGACUACUAAAAUGUCUACUGCUAGUUUGCAGACUACUGAGAUGUCUACUGCGAAAUCUAUGAACAACUCAACUACAACCACAACAACGAGAACAACAGAAGGUAGUCAUGUUAUUCCAUGCAGUGUAGAUCGUCUUUCUUCAGCAAUUCCAAAUGCAAGUUACGAGUGUGCUAUAAAUAAUCAGACUUGUAACGUUACUUGCAACACGGGAUUUGUCACCGGAAAUGGGGAAUCAUUUAUACAGUAUAAAUGUGAGGGCGAUUCGUGGACACCGACAAUAAAGCUCUGUCUCGAAUAUCAUACUCCAGUUCGAACUACUUCGCUUCACUUCUUGUAUAACGCGGAGGAACAGCUGGCUGUUACAUGUCUGGCAAAAUUUGAAGAGAUAACAGCUCAGAACAUGGAAGCAUUUCGGACGUCAAUUGCCAAUGAAUGUAAUAUUCUGAGCAUAAAAAACGAAAGCAUUACUAUUGAAAACAUAACCUCGUCUGCACUUGCAUUUGAGCUGUCCAAUGUCGUAUCCGUGAAAUUUUCUGGAGAGGAACCAUUGAAUUUUCGUCAGUUAUGCCUGGAAUUCAUAGUGGUAAUAUUUAAGAACAACCCAACUAUACUUCACCCUUACUCACCUCUGUUGUGUACAUCCGGGUUAUCAAACAUUACCAAAGUAUCUGCAAGACUAGGAACCUCUUCCUACCUUUGUGACAACAAAACGUAUUUGGUCAAUCAUAUGGAAAAUAUGUACUGUGUUCCAUGUCCACCGGGAAUGUAUAUGGUAUCAUCAAAAUGUGAGCUAUGCCCUGACGGUACAUACCAAUCACUUCCGGGUCAAACAACAUGCGACAUCUGUACUGGUAACAAAACUGUAGUUGAUGGCGGUACAAACUGUGUAGAUACCACCACCACUCAGACCUCCAUCACUACUAUCCAGACAUCAGCUGUUACAAAUUCUAACGGAAAUAUAGGAAAAUCACAAGUUGACGAAUCGGAGGGACUCUCAAAUUCUGAAAUUAUUAUUAUUUCAGUCGUUUCAGGAGCCUUCGUCAUUUUAAUAAUAACUAUAGCUGCAGUAUUGUACUGCAAAAAGUCGAAAGUGAAAAGAAAAACAUCCCAUUCGGAUGUUUCCAGUUCAAAGACAUCACCCGAUGAACACUCUGUGAAAUCUGAUGAGUAUCUCAGAAGAAGUCGCGAAUUGUUGAUUUCUGAAAAAUCUGAAUCAAAACUCGAAUUUGGAACAUACACAAACAAAAAUAUCGAGCGAAGUACUUUCACGAGUGCAAAUGAAAGUAAAGGAUUAGAUGUUCUAGAUGACAUUAUUGAUAUUGAGAUUGACAACGACGAACACAUUACAACGGCACCAAAUAUGACUAAUAUGUAUGUUAGAGAGGGAAAAUGGAAACCGAAACGUAAGCAUGAGAAUGUGACUGAAGUCAGUUGCAACGAUAGGGAGAACGACAAGCCUGGCUUAUUAUGUCGGUCUUUGAGUGACUACGACAAAGUUCAAGUUUACCUCCCAGAAUAUUCAGAUGAAGAGGUGUCGUGAAAUCAACCUUGACCUCUUAUCCGACAACUGUAAGAAAUGCAAAGGAGCUAAAUCAAAACAUUUUUGAAAACAUAUCCAUAUUCUGUAGAAAACCAUAUUUAUUUGUUAUGCUUCGUGCAUUCUUAGUCUAGACACGCUGCCAACAAUGUAACCAAAUCAUUUUAGUCCUUGUAAGUUAAUUCUAAUUGAUUUACUUAAGAUA
Ostrea edulis (European flat oyster) is the source of this 3712-nucleotide messenger RNA. RefSeq lists its product as uncharacterized. The transcript has 16 exons. Bases 55 to 3510 code for a protein of 1151 amino acids. NCBI's taxonomy places the organism in Eukaryota, Metazoa, Mollusca, Bivalvia, Ostreida, Ostreidae. The record is from RefSeq and is a predicted model, not a curated record.